AUUUCAUAACAUUUAAAUAUUCUCAUCCCUUCAACUAUACCAAUCCUCCAUUCCCCUCCUUCCUCAUUUCCCUCCCACCUUUUUUUCCAUCCUCCAUCAACCUUUUCAUUGAUAAAAUGUGUUCCAUUCUUCGUAACCCAAAAAGAUCACUAUCAACCCCUCUUCUUUACCUAUCUAGCAGCUCAAAUACCAGUCAAUCCAGCAAUGAUACAACAGAGGACAAUCAAAAUCAAAAUCCGAAUCCAUUUUGUUAUUCGGGUCGGAUCCAGUUAUUAGAUGUAACCCUUUUAAAAUGGUCCAAACCCAACUCAAAUUCCAAGUCAUACGUACUCCUGGAUGUACUUUCAGGUCAUGUAGGAGCAAUUUCAUGUUUAGCUUUAUGUGGUGAAUUUGUAUUGAGUGCAUCCCAAGGAAAGGAUAUAAUUGUUUGGCAACAACCGGAUUUAAGGCAGUUUACUAAGUUUGGUACUGGGGAUGGAUCUGUUAAAGCUCUUGUUACUGUUGGGAAUAAGGUAUUUACUGCCCAUCAAGAUAGUCGGAUCCGGGUCUGGAAGGUUUCUAGAAGAUCGGAGAAUGUUUUCCGUCUUGUUGACACGCUUCCCACUACGAAAGAUUGUUUAGGUAAGUGUAUGAAACAGAGUAAUUAUGUAGAAAUUAGAAGACAUCGUAAAAAAUUAUGGAUUGAACAUGCUGAUAGUAUUUCUUGUUUAGCUGUUGAAAAUGGGUUAAUUUAUUCUGGGUCUUGGGAUAAAACUUUAAAGGUAUGGAGAUUAUCAGAUCUAAGAUGUUUGGAAUCCAUUAAUGCUCAUGAUGAUGCACUUAAUGGGUUAAUUGCAAGGAAUGGGAUUGUUUACUCUGCUUCAGCUGAUGGAAAAAUCAAAGUAUGGGGUAAAGAUAUGAUCAAAAACCCGAGCUCGAAUUCGAGUUUUCAUAAGUUGGAAGCUGUUUUGGAGGGACAUAAGGAUGUAUCCAUGAAUGCUGUGAUCGUUUCCGGGAAUGGGAAUGAAAGAGUGUAUGGAGGGGAAUCAAAUGGGUAUUUGAUGGGAUGGGAAAGGGAAAGAACAGGGAAAUGGAAAAUGGUGGUAGAGGUAAAAGGACAUGAAUCAGCUGUUUUGUGUUUGAGUUUAAUGGGGGAGAUUUUGUGUAGUGGAUCAGCUGAUAAGAGUAUUUGUUUAUGGAGAAGAGAAAAUUUGAGAGGAGGGAUUUGCAAAGUAGGGGUUAUAAGAGGACAUGAAGGUCCAAUUAAGUGUUUGCAAGCAUCAAGUAAUUGUGUUGGAGGAGGGUUUUUGUUGUAUAGUGGAAGUCUUGAUAAAAGCCUAAGAGUUUGGUGGGUUUCUAAGGAUAUCAAUGAUGUAGAACAAGAAUUAUGAUUUACAACAACGCCACAGUUUUAAUCCUAACAAUACAAUACGAGGUUACGAAUUGAAACAAAGAAAAAUUAGUAUUUUGGGUGUUUAAUUAAUCAGUCUGUCUUGUAUAAACCGUCUAACGGUGAGACGAUCUCAAAAUGAGAAACUUACAAGCUAAAAGUUUAAGUUAUUGGGUUAUUUAACUGUCUCAUACAUGAAUUUGUGAUAAUUAAGAUAGAUUGAAGCAUUGGUCGCCAUUUUUGAGAAUGUCCAUUGCUUUAGAAGAUGAUUUAUUUGAUUUUGUAAAGUGUAAAUCCUUAGGUAUAAGUUGUUUUCCUUCAUUGGUUAAAUUUUUUUUUUUUUUUUAUGUUUUUUUACUUGUAUGUAUGGGAUGUAUACGAUGUGAGA
Molecule: messenger RNA, 1757 nt
Organism: Amaranthus tricolor (Joseph's coat)
Lineage: Eukaryota; Viridiplantae; Streptophyta; Magnoliopsida; Caryophyllales; Amaranthaceae
Product: protein JINGUBANG
Exons: 1
Coding region: 117-1370 (417 amino acids)
Molecular function (GO): protein binding
Source: RefSeq, a predicted model, not a curated record